This is a messenger RNA of Phytomonas sp. Hart1, 1008 nucleotides long. The record is from the annotation of a GenBank genome assembly. NCBI's taxonomy places the organism in Eukaryota, Euglenozoa, Kinetoplastea, Trypanosomatida, Trypanosomatidae.
AUGCUCAUUUUUCUUGUGUUAAUACUUUUAUUUUUUAUUUUUAUUUUAGUUACGUCGGCUUCCCAUGCUUUUGUAUUUAAGUUCAAUAAAUACAAGGACAGCCUGUGGUAUUUUAUAUGGAACAAUGAUAUCCCAGAAGAGUUUCAUGGCAGCAACUGCAUCCGCGUGGGUACAUUGGGUCCCCAACAGGAAGACACGCAAAAAAUUCGUAUAGUAUUCAUUCGCCAUGGUCAGUCCGUCUGGAAUUCUGUCUAUAACGAGAAGAAUAGAGAUUUGCCCUUCAACAUCGUGCGUACCCUCCUUCUUGAGAUAAGGUAUUUCUUCACCCAGCCGCUCGCAUCCGGGCUUAUCGACUCACCUCUCAGCGCGGAAGGAAUCCAGCAGUCUAAGGAACUGGCGAAUUUCAUGCAGGGGGCGGAGGGAAGGAUCUCCUUCGAUACCUCGACUUCUGUGAUUCUCUGUAGUAAUCUGCGUCGUACCAUGCAGACCGCGCUUAUUGGACUUGACCCACGUCUCAAGUUGUCGGGGGAGAAAAUUGUGGUUAACUCUGCACUACAGGAGGGAUCCCGAUUCAUUGAUACCCAUUCUUUUUCCUCAGAAAGCGGUAAAAUGGCACCCAUGACAUUCCCAGGCUUUGAAGACCCCGCGAAGGUGCUGAACAUGUUUGAUGCCCGCCUAAAUAAGGGAAAUAAGUCGAUCGAAACGGAUCUGAACGGGCGUUCGGAUAUUUUUUUGUCUCACACCUUCGGUGGGACCAUCGUGCCGGCUAUUUCUGGUGAGAAUGGAGCUAAAAACCUGAACGAAAUCAUUGUUGUCGGGCACAGCAUAUUCUUUCGUAAUUUUUUUAAACGCUUCCUGCCAAGGAAUUCUUCGCAUAUUGCCAAAAAAUACAAGAUGGAGAAUUGCGCUGUAGUUGCAUUUGAUUUAAUUCGAAAUGUAUCAACAGGGGAGGUAGUUAUUGAUGAAAAUUCCAUUAAACCGCUUUAUAAGGGAUUCAUUAAGACAUAG